UGCGAAGUCGACCACUGCUGCUGCUGCUGCUGAUGCUCACAAGAAGGCCCGCGCCCGAGCUGCUGAGGACACAUCGUCCCAAGGGUCUAAGGAGGUGACGAUCACGACCAAUUCUACAUUGAUGAGGUCGAAUCUGUUGCGAGGCCCAGCGAAGAAGAAGACAGUGACCUUUAAGGAGGUGUCGGACUCAGAUGACUUCAGCGAACCAUCACCUCCACCACCUGCAGGGAGAAGGCGACCAGCUGAACGUCCAGCGGGCCUUGCCGCGAAGCCUUCUCGAAAGGGUACCCCGACAGCUGCUAGAGGUCGCAAGCCUGCGGCGACCAAGAAAGGUGCCUCCAAGCCUCUUUCCCCGAAGAAAGCAACACAAGUCGCGAAGGGAAUCUCCUCGUACGCUAGCUCUGACGGUGAGGAUGAUGAAUUGAGCACCACCAAGGACCAGAAUAAGCUACACGUCGACUCCCCCAACAAACACGGAUCAGAACAAACCGGACUCGGCUCCCCAGUGAAACGAAUUAAUUUCACUUCCAGCCAACCCCCCAAAACUGUCGACGAGAACGGACAACCUACUCUCCAACCACCGAAGUCGGUCGAUUUCAGCGAUGCAGCUUUGCUGUCUAGCCCUGCUCGACGACCUCCCCCUUCUCCAUUUAGUUUCAGCAUCAGAGAGACUCCACGGCGCGGCCUUGCUUUGCCCGAGGAUCCAAAGUCUAUCGCUCAGCCUAACUUCACACCCACAGACAACUCGCCACUGAAGUCGUCGCCCAGGAAAGCAAACUUGGAUACACCGAGACGUGGUAAUCUCGGCUUCGAUGAUCUAAGGCCGCUUUCCCAGCCGAAUUUCACACCCGGGCAGAACUCCCCGCUUAAGUCUUCACCUAAGAAGGGGCUUUUUGGAGCCUCAUUUAUGUCACAACCGUCCCUACAGGAAUCUUCAACACCUUUGAAACGCAGUUUGCUUCAGAGUCCUGCGAAGAAGAUUGUCUCUCCGUUUAAAAGUUCUUUGCUAUUCUCGAGAUCCCUAAUGACUGAGCCUCUGGAGUCUGAUUCCAACCGGGGAAAGGAGUUGGAGACGGCCCCUUCCCCCAAGGUUGCUGAAACUUCCUACCAUAGGUAUGACUCAGAAGAGACCUUGGAAAUGCCGGAUGAUGAACACGUCACGGAAGCCCCAGCUAGCCGAUAUGAUGCCGAAACGCCUGAACCUGAAGCCGAGCCUGAAUUUAUUGACGGAUCUAACGACGUAUCGUAUACCCCGCAGCCUGAGAAGGAGGAUGAGACUCAUGUGCAAAACUUUACACAUACUGACGAAACUGAUGAAGAUGCUGUGGGAGCUCUGGAUAUAAACCACGAAGACACAGCAAGUGAGCACGAAAAAGAUAUGGAGCAUGUCGACGACGGUCCAGAAGAGCCUCUGGACCCUGUUGCCAUGGAUCGUGAAGGCACUGUUGAGAGUGAUGGAGUCGACGUGGGCCUCUACGAGCUCUUUGAAGGCCAGAACGAGAUCGUCGAAAAUAUUCUCAUGGAGGAUGAUUUCGAGGAGGACAAUUUUGAAGAGCGGCUGGAAACGUAUGUGCCAGAGAUCCCUGAAGAUUACACGCUUUGUCUUGAGGUCGCGGAGCAGGAUGCCUAUGAGACUGCUCAAUAUGUGGAGAGCAUGGCUGAUGCAGAGAUUGAGAAUGAGCACGAUACUGCCGAGGAUAGGAUCUCGGUGACGUCGGAUGUGGAUGAGGAUAUCCUCACCCUUGAAAAUCAACAGGGUGAUGAAUCUGAGGAAGAGAGCUAUGAAUCUGAGGAUGAUUUACCGAACGAGGAGCCGGUAGAGUUCACAAGUCGCGAAAGUAUGCUUGAGGGACUCGAAGAUGUCUUCACUGAAGAUCCUGCUGGCACCUCUGAAAUACCUUGCGAUGAAGAAACUGAAAAUCGUGCUGAGACUCAGGAAGUUGCGGGUGACCAAAGGGUCGACCCUAACUUGGACUAUGAUGAAGAAGAGGUCAACAGGCUCGAUGAUUACGCGUUCGAUGAGGAAGAGGCUACGCUUGUCGCGUUUAAUACUCCCGGGAGACCACACAGACAAACGCCUCGGCGUACACCACGACGGACAUCUAGAAGAGUGUCUGAACGGACACCUAGGCCGACAUCUACUCAGAGUCCUAGACACACACCUGCACAAGGGUUGCGACAGACUCCUGAACAGACGCCUCAACAGACGCCUCAACAGUCUCCAGAACAGAUGCUUAGAGAAACACCUGAACCGAGCCCUCAACCCCGGGCAGCCACCCCUGAGGUAUACGCUCCUUACGAGAUCGAAGAACCACCGACUCCCCAGGUGCCAAACUAUUUCUAUUUUGUCCCACAGUACUUUGCCUCGUUCGCGCCUCCUCGUUUCGCCGAUGACUACCGUGACACAGCAGUGGAAACGAGCUUUGAUGCUGCCGACAAUACGACUACGGCGGAUCUUCCUACCCCAGACGUCCAGCCCUCUCCUCAGCUCCAAAAUCAUACUCCGGGUCCGGAGAAGGAAAGGCAUCAACGCCCCCGCUUCACGCUGUUGGCCGAGCAGCUCAGCGAGUGGAAGGCGAGUAGCCCUAAGAAGACUGAGCAAAGGCGCUCUGGACGUCGGGGCAUCUUCUCCCUUUCAGGCAGUCUGAGCGGCCCUAGCAAUGUCAACACUACCCAAGAAGAUGUGUCUUACCCCGAUCUCUCAGCCAAUUCACAAUCCCCAGUGGUUGAUGAACCCAAGCCAAAUGAAGAACCUGUGGCCACCGAGGACGAGUAUGAUUUGGUGUCGCCAGAAAUGGCUCGCUGUGCUUUUGAGGAUUUGGAGAAGUCUCCCGGACUUCCUAUGUUCGAGAUAUUUAGCGACGAGGACCUUGUGGAAAACAAACAGACUGAUGCCCGUGAGGACACGCAAGUUUCCAUUGUUUACGAGAGCCCGCUGCGUCCAGCGGCGUCUAUCCAGGAAACGUUGGAUGAUGAGAAAGAAAAUUACGAAGUUCAGCUUCCCGCGCCGGCCACGCCAGUGCGGGGCAAGACCAGCCCCUUGCAAACAUUCCACACGGUGUCCAAGGUACCCUUGAAGCCGGAGGGGGAAGUAUCCCCUUUGAAGGUGUCCCGUAAGCGAGGCCGCUCUCUUUCCAUCACAUCGCCGACUCGCUCCUCUCCUCGACUUCGCAAGUCUAUCCUCGCUCUUCAAGAGGACAUUGAUUCUCUUCCCCCUCGCAAGGCACCCAGGUUAUCGUAUAGUACAAUGCCACAAUUGCAACCUACCCGAUCGAGAAGCAGCUCCAAGGCACAGGAUGCAACACAGGAGGUUGAACGGAAAAGGGCUCCUUCUCGGUCUCCCAGCCCUGCCAAGUCCCCCCGCAGGCGUAGCAGCAUUGUCCAGCCGACUCCCAUCGGAGCCCUGCAAGGAGCUGUCGUGUACGUGGACGUGCAUACGACCGAAGGAGAAGAUGCUAGUGGGAUCUUUGUGGAGCUUCUGCAGCAGAUGGGUGCCCGAUGUGUUAAGAACUGGUCCUGGAACCCCCGCUCGAGUGUGUCUCCCGAUGAACAGGCUGAGACCAGGGAAGGCAAAGUUGGCAUAACUCAUGUCGUCUACAAGGAUGGCGGUGUGCGGACUAUGGAGAAGGUCAGACAAGCCGCCGGUUUGGUCAAGUGCGUAGGUGUUGGCUGGGUCUUGGACUGUGAAAGAGAAAACAAGUGGCUGGACGAGGCCCACUAUGCCGUGGACAGCUCAAUUAUUCCGCGUGGAGGUGCCAAGCGCAGAAAGAGCAUGGAGCCCCGCGCACUGAGCAAUAUAAAUGGGACUCUUGUCAAAGCCGAUGCAGGGAGCAGACGAUCUGGUGUGGGCGCCGCCGAUUUCGCGCGAACGAGCACAUCCACUGCUCGCGAUGCGCCUUCAACUCCCAAGAGGAGCAAGAAAACCGAAGCCGGCUAUCCGGGAAUAGACCCGAAAUAUUUCCAAACACCCAAAACUCCUGCUUUCACCUUCAACAUGGACUCCGUUGGCAUGUCCCCAGCAACCCCCUUCUUCCUGUCUCAACGGUCGAAACUUGUACAGCAGACCUGUCCUCCAAAGCAGAUCCGACAGGGACUUUUCUCCAACGCCGGGCCAAGUGAGGAGCAGUCACAGAAGCUGCGGGUGAAAUUAGAGGCAGCCAGACGGAAGAGUCUUGCUUUUAAGCCCAAGAUCGGGAGUCCGUUAGUACCAUAAUUGUUUGCUUUUACCUGGUGUUUCGUGCAUUGUCUUGGAUCUGGAUUGAGUUGUUUGUUCUGUUUCAUAAAUCAUACCCCUAAGCAGUUG
Messenger RNA from Aspergillus caelatus, 4303 nucleotides. RefSeq lists its product as uncharacterized. NCBI's taxonomy places the organism in Eukaryota, Fungi, Ascomycota, Eurotiomycetes, Eurotiales, Aspergillaceae. Gene Ontology annotation, biological process: mitotic cell cycle. The record is from RefSeq and is a predicted model, not a curated record. Bases 122 to 4213 code for a protein of 1363 amino acids. The transcript has a single exon.